AUGAAGCCGCAUUAUCUAAUUCAAUAUACUAAGGGAGAAGUCCAGAUGCUGAUGAAAAGUUGUUUAACUAUGAAGGAUGGAUUCCAGCAUGCAAAGAAAAUGCUGGAAGACAAGUAUGGAAGGCCAUACAUCAUCGCAGCUGCCUACAUAAAAAGGAUUGACGAAGCUGAGCCACUAAAGGCAGAGGAUUCAAAUGGUCUGAGGGAAUUCUCAGCCAAUCUGGCUGGGUGCAUUAACAUCCUAAAAGAAAUAGGAUGUUCUUCAAAAUUGGAAUCUCCAGAAAAUAUGCGUAAAAUUAUCAGCAAGCUGCCAUUCAGACUACGGCUCGCAUGGAAGGACUCCGUGGACCGCAUUAUUCAGAAAGAAAAAAGGGACGUCAACAUAAACGAUAUGUCGGAAUUCAUUGCAGAUAAAGCAAGGGCAACUACACAUCCAGUAUUUGGUGUCGUAGAAGGAAGCAACAAACCAAAACAGCAGGGGCAGAAGGGAGCUGUUUAUGCUCAACAAGGAAAACCCAACUCUGCACCUAACUCACCAACCUGUCCUCUAUGCUCGCAUGGCCAUUUCCUGCCGAGAUGUGAAACGUUCAAGAAAAUGUCCUUAGGUGGUCGCUUGAAUGUGAUAAAGGAAAAAAGGUUAUGUAGAAACUGCCUGACACCAGGACAUUUCGCUUCAACUUGCUCUAAAAACAGUUUCUGCAAGCUUUUUUCAGACAAGCAUUCAACAUUUUUACAUCCGACUAAAUCAGCGACUACACCAGCCAAUGCUGCAGUAAAAUCGCCCGAAGCAAAAGACAAGCUGAAUAUGGCAGCAGAUGUCAAAGGAUCAAGAAUAGGGCUAGCAGUAGUGCCUCUUCAGCAAGAGUGUCGUCACUUAUGCAUUUCUAGACAACGGGUCCAACACUACCUUUUGUACCGAUGA
Messenger RNA from Anneissia japonica, 921 nucleotides. RefSeq lists its product as uncharacterized. NCBI's taxonomy places the organism in Eukaryota, Metazoa, Echinodermata, Crinoidea, Comatulida, Comatulidae. The record is from RefSeq and is a predicted model, not a curated record. The coding region runs from base 1 to 921 and encodes 306 amino acids. The transcript has a single exon.